Messenger RNA from Perkinsus marinus ATCC 50983, 2151 nucleotides. RefSeq lists its product as hypothetical. The transcript is spliced from 22 exons. Bases 1 to 2151 code for a protein of 716 amino acids. The record is from RefSeq and is a predicted model, not a curated record. Lineage: Eukaryota; Perkinsozoa; Perkinsida; Perkinsidae.
AUGCGUUGCGUCUCUCAAUGGAUCCGCAGAUUCUGUGGAAAUUCAUCUGCGGCAGAGGUUGAGGAAUACGGUUUCAAUGAGCUGUGGAAGAAAUAUGAGGGCUGCUCUAUGGAUAUGCUAGAGAGUAUCGUUGAGGACCUCUCCAGUAUGGAGGACGCGAAGCGAGUCAUCGUGAUUCGAGACCCGAUGGCAUGUAUGCGAACUGUAGAUGAUGAUGCUGCUGCUGUGGCCUCGGGGGGUGACGCUGAUGUGGAUGGAGAUGAUGAAGAUUGGGGGGAAGAACAAUCGGUGGCUCGUAAAUCACUGGACUCAACGCUCGGCCUAGUUUUGUGGCUCGCUAGGAGUGUUCCUAUAGGAGUGAGAAUCGUCCUGUUGGUGCCUUCUGGAGCUACCACGGACAUGUUCGGAGAGUUCUGCGGAGUCAUGCGUCUGACUGUUGGAGAGGUCCGCGAUCUCUCUGGUUCUACCAGUGAGCUGCCGGUAAAUCCUUCCGGACCAUUGGUGGAGUUACUUGCUCAUCAUCAAGCUAGUCGUAGCUUGUCCCAUACCCGAGGCGGUCUGAUAUGUGUCAGUGGCCCUAGUGGCAGUGGGAAGACGGACGAGUUGCGGAGGCUGAGAGCGUUCGUGUCCUCUGGAAAGGCUGUUGAAGUACGCAUCGCGGACGUUGUGGCUGCAGAACUGGGUGAAUCUCAAAGGCGACUACGCAAGAUUUAUAGCGAACUAGCCUCUUGUUCGCGGUUCUCUCCGACUGUUCCGGCGGUCGCGAUGUUCGAUGAUUGCGAUUUGUGGGUGACAAGCGCUGGAAGAGUGAUGGGGGAGAUCCUCUCGCAAUGGACUGCUCUGCUUGAUGUGCACAAGGGGGAUGUUUGGACGUGCUUGGGCCAGAGACCUGAUGACUCGAUCCUUGCUGGUCUUUAUAUGAAUGUUGAGUCAAGGAAACGCAGAGGAAAGGAGCGAGUGCGCUUGGCCGGUGGGUAUAAGGAGAAUCACAACGUCGAGUUGGUGGGAGAGCCCCAACCCCGAGGGCCUACUAAGCUCGCAGUUGGGGUUAAGAGGAAGGGCCAUGAUGGGAAAAUGUACAUCUUCCCGGCUUGUGCAUUCGAUGUGUCGACUAACAUCAAGCACGAGGGAGUUAUUGGAGCGUUGGAGAAGGCCAAAUCUAGCACCGCCACUACUUCUAACUGGGCGGACAAGCGUGGAGAUCUCAUCACAUCGUUUGCACCUGUUAAAAAGAAGCGUCAGCUCAAUAGUUUCUUGGCCAACCGAGUGACUGAUGAUCGUAUCGAGAACUUCGGUCAAGCUAAGCGCACCUUGCAGAAGAGGCUUUCGGAAUUCUCAGAAUCCCCUCAAGAUGAGGAUAUCAGAUAUGAGCUCAAGUCAGAGGCAUCGCCUGCUAAGAAGGCCAAGAAGGACAUUCCGGAAGGCGUUCCUAAGAGUGUGUAUAGACAAAUGAAGGAGUUCUUGCCCACUUUCGAUGCGCAUGUAUCCAAGGUUGAGAAGAUCUUCGAUCUCAGUCGGGAGCUAUUCACGAAGGAACUGCUUAGCAAGGCGGAUGUGCAGAAGAGCGACUUGGCGUGGGAGUUAUGCGAGUGGUUGAAGCAGGGAGCUCGAGUUGGUCAUAAGUGUACGAAGCCGAAUAUGGACCCUGUGUUCUCUUCCCGUAUCAUCCUUGACCUUGGCCGACAGUUUACGACUUGCCCUGUAGCCAACCGCAAAUACAAGGUCCACGACUUCGCCUCGCGUCUUGUCAUCGUUAUCGGUCUCCUUCGCCUCUUCCAGUUACGUCGAGAGAAUCGUCUCUCAUUCGAUGAGACCAACACUUGGGGAGUUCCCGUCCCGCUCGCAAACUCCCUGUGGUACAUCUUCAACGGUGAGAACCCGAGCGUGAAGAGAAUGUCUGUGACCAGCAACUACAAGCUCUGCUGCUACCUGAUUAUCUCGAUACUGGCACUAGCACAGGCUCCGGCUUGGUCGUUCGAGUUCUGUCACCUUUGCGAGGACGUCCCCACUAUGAAGGACAAGGAGCUCUUUCAGACUCUGUGCUUCUGUGGCAUCAAGGUGUCGGGAGGCAUGGAGAAGCUUCGAGGGAAGUUGACGGCACCGUUACGCCCGAUAAUGCUGAAUCAAGGUGGGGCUAGACGGAGGCCUUGA